AUGGCCCGGAGCCUCGAUGAGUUAGUCGAGUUUUUACUCGCCGAGAUCGCCCUCUGUGGCAUGCGAGGUGCUGGAAGUGCAGACUUUCGCCGCUUCAUUUCUAAAUUCUUCGAACACACACAACAGAAUCUUCCACCUGAAGGAGUCGAUCGCUCCUACUAUUCAAAAGUCUGGGACUGGGUCCGCCGUCAUCGUGAUGUCCAAAUCGUUUAUCGCAAAGAACCUCGAAACCUAUCCCUUUCGGAAUUCGAGGCUCUUGAACUGCAAGAGACAGGUGCUAAUGGAGCUGACUAUAUCGAAGAACAGUCCAAUGCUUCAGCAGAGCCCAAAAAGGAAGCCGCGACUAGUGAAACUUCAACUGCUGACCGUUCCGCUUUCUACGAUUCACUACGCCAACGUCUGCUGGCGGAGGGUCUUCCACUUGACAUAUCCGCAUCUGCUGAGCAACAUGCAGGUAGUUCUGUAUCUUCAGAAACACUAAACGAAGCAAAUAGCACGGAUAUAAGGCGUACAAAUGGGUCUGCCUCUGGUCCUUUGUCGCUCCCCUCGCAGCUUCCCUCGGAACAGGGCACUUCUACCGACGAUGCACAUACGAGCGCAAAUGCUCCAGUUGUCUCACAAAAAGCAAGACGACCAAAUCCUAACGCUCCAGGCAACCGUCGCGGACCCCGCAAGGUCCCCAAAGGUUUUUUGAUGAUCAAGCCCACCUUCGAUGAACCGUCCGAUGCGACGACAGCCCCUCGCAUUUAUGUUAGUCAAAACCGAACUUGGCAAGCGGUCGCAGGUCAUUCUUUGGACCUUAAAAAAGUACCAAGCAUGCAGUUCAUGCUGCUAUCAAUCAUUGCUGCGUCUGGUCCUAAGGGCAUACUCCAACCUGAUCUCGUUCGGCAAAGUGGUCAAGACAAACGCUCCGUACCACAUAGGACCGACGAGCUGUUCAAGAAUGGCUAUAUAGAGAAGAAGACUGUGCAAGCUAAUAAGUUCCGCACGAGUCUUUGCAUCCAUAGGAAGUUCCUGAAUGACAAGCACUUCCUUAAUGGACCCAGUACGACCGAGGAGGUUUUCGGCGAUAGAACGCUUAUCUUCUCCAGCUUUGUCGAACUGCUCCACCAACUUCUCAUAGAAAACCCGGUGAUUCUUCAAAGAGACUUGAGGGUCAAAAUGGGCGUUGCCGUAGAGCUUUGGCAGUCCCGUGCCAUUAGGACGGCACUGGUACGUUUAGCCGAAACUGGUAUGAUCUACAGGCGACGCACAUGGAAGAAUAGUGCGCGAAACAAGAAGCCUGAGGAUAGAGACGAAUUAAAAGACUCGAUCAUCUUCAUAAAAUUGAAGCGGCCACCAAACGAGGAAGAUCUGAAUAACCUGAAAUUCCGCCGUCAAGCUGAUUCAACUACCGAAGAUAAGAAUCUGGAAGACAAUGACCUUGAUGAAGAUGAAGGGCUUGCUUUCGACGAUACGACUGGCGAAGGUCGCAUCGUGCCACAGUGGACGCCCGAUCGAUCAAUUGCCAAUCUGACUUUUGAAAUUAUUGAUCGUGCCGGGGUGGCUGGAUUGGACAAUGGUAGCAUUCGUGAUAGAACAACGGGACGGUUCUGGAAACGACCUAUCGAAUCGUAUCUUUGCCGAUUGACGGAUGCUUGGGAAGAAAGUCAGCCUCCGGAGUUCCGUCAUAAGGCCAUCAUCCGGGAUACUGCUCUGACGAUGGGUAAACGUUACGUCCAUUACCUCUAUCGCACGUACAACCAUUUUCAAGAGGUGGUCGAUUCAGGGAAAACUUCUUGGGCAGUCGUCAGUAAGGAGGCCGCUAAAAAGAGUGCCUCAGAGAAAAAGGGUCGUCCCAAGAAACAGCAGAGCGCUAUAGAGCUCAAUGAAUGGGGUUUCAUGGAUGUGAAUCCAUCUGACUUCCAGGGUCGCACUGGUACCGCAACUCUUCAGGAAUGCCGUUCAGCUAUAGCACCCUCGAAGCGUCGAUCGACUCAUUGGGAUAAUGCAUUGACAGAGGAGAUAGGUUACGAAAAGAAGAAGAGGGGAAGAAAACCCGCUAAAAUGUCUUCGAUCGUUCGGACUCCAGGCGAAAUCUUGUCAACAGAGGAGAAGCUAGCAUCCUCUGAGAUGCGUCGGAUCGAGAAGUACGCCAUGAGCCAGGCAAAGCGCGAAGGGAAGAUGGAGAAACCGAAACCCACCGAACCCGCAAAAGCCCCGAAGAUAAUCCAGCCCCCUCGGGAGCCACCCUUACUCUCUAUAGAGCAGCGGGUAGCUUUAGGUUUAGCGAGAAGAGGUCGCCUUGGAGCUGAUGUAGAGAACCAAAUUCGGGAACAUCGGGCAAAGACUGGUGAUCCAACCGCCAUUCCAGAUGUCAUCACCAAGAAUACUGGACCAAGAUCCCCAUCAACAUCGACGCACGAGGAGGAGGUCCUUCAGCCUGAGGGGGACAGUCAGCUGGACAAAGAGUUCGAGCAUUUUGAUCCUCAGCAGUUGAAUGCUGAGCAACCUGCUAAAAAGUCCCGACGCAAAACCGCCGAGCCACUAGGCAAGACUUUAUUCACUAUGGAGUUCAGGAAAAAGCAUAAUCUUCCGCUCAAGGGUCGCCUGAAGCAGAGUGUCAUCGAACACUACCGCAGCUUGAUUGAGGAAGAAGAGGCCUCGGUAUCUACCCAGACAAACCCUGAGCAGGGUGACGGCAAAGAGCCACCAAAUCUCGCAACGCCACCAGUGGAACUGCAUGUCGCUGUCGAGUCCGUCCCUUUUGCAAACCACUCAGAGGUAGAAAAUGAAGUUCACGAACGUUCACUUCCUAAAAAGCACAACGAUUUAGACCAACCUCAACUACCCGUCGUAGCAACCACCAAGCGAAAACAUGACGAUGAUUCUCUGGCCAAUGAAAACGCGAAGAGAAUCCGUGUAACACCAGAUGCUCAAGUGCUGGUCAACCAAGCGGAUGCAUCACGCUCAGCAGAAUCUUCCGCAGGACUUACUACAAAGAGGUCGCAGGACACAAACACCUUAAAUACUCCUCUCUCCGUUUUGUCUCAACCCACCGAGGGAAUAGUUGGCGCAGCGGAUGUAGCUUCAGGUUCUCACUCCUCGCCCCAGAUCGUGGAUGGGGCAGAGAUUAGUCAAGGACCCGAGUGUACAACGAGUGCAACCCAAGACCCCCAAGCCAUCCUGCCAGAAUCGGCAGUUGGGUCUCCGUCCCUGGUAUCCACCCCUGGUGAAGCCAUUGCAGAGGAAUCUCCACAGGUGUCGAACUCCCGAGAAGCAGCAUCUACAUUUGAACAGCGCGUGCAGGAGAUCAUUCGAUCAUUCACCACACGCGAGAAACCGGGGCUAUACAUCAAUCCUUUUGCUACUCGUGCGAUCCCAAGAGGUCGUCCAAAGAAAGCAUUGAUGGCGAUUUUCAAAUUUCCCCAGCUGCAAACAUUCGACUGGUUCAUAUCCAAUCCUAGUAUUUCUAGCAACAGGUCUGAACCCAGCACACCAAAGUCGAAGAGAACGAAAGAAAUCCGAGGACAAUGGAAAAAGUCUAAGAGAACUCCGAGAAAGCAACUCACUGCUUCUCUAGAGUCUACACCUGACGUGGAGACGCCAGUAUCAGGAACUCCAGUACCAGGAACACCAGUAUUAGGAACACCGGUGCCAGGAACACCAGUGCCAGUUCUGACAGUGCCAGACACGCCAGUGUCAGAAAUGCCCGUACUAGACACACCAGUGCCGGAAACGCCAGUAUCAGAAACGCCAGUUGUAAUGAGUAUUGAGCCUAGAAAUGAGUUGUCUGGACCUGCAGAGACUGAAGAGCGAGUCCAGACAUCCGAGGGGCAAGAUGAACCUGUAUCGGCAGAGAUUCAAAGCAUACCUACCCCCACGCCGUCUUCCUGGGUUGCAAUAAACGCGAGUGCGCCUGUUCAAACUACCCCACAGCAAAGCUCUCAUACUACCUUGGAAAUAGAGGGGGGGGUAGCCACUCAAUCACCCAAACCGGCAAUAGACACUCUACCAGCCUCCAAUAUUGAAGGCCAGAAGACUCCCGGGACCCUAACGCCAGCGGUUCCGACACCCGCUACCGAGGCACCCACUGCUGAGACACCGGCAGCUAUAGAAGACGACAAUAACCUCUCUGUUAUCGCCGAAACAGAUACUCAUGCGUACAGCCGAAACCGGAGAGCCGCAGAUCUGAGUCGCCGUGGAGUGGUACUUGGCAGGGGAACCGUUUGGCAGAAGCGUACAUCCUUGAUUAAACGUAUUCUCAAUCUCUGUGGCGGCGUUUUUCCAUUCAACGGAGAGGUCGCGCCCCCUUUCUUUACUCUGUGGAAGGAAGCCUACCCGGAUGCAGCGGUACCUGAUCGUACGACUUUAACAAAGACUAUCAAUAACAUGAUUGAUGAUCCGGAACAUAAGAUUCGAAAGUUUUCUUUCCGAGUACCUACACCUAGUGGUGCUUCUGCGGAGAAGUUCAUCAUUGCAUUCAAGGAUAUCGCCCCGACGGAUCCGAAGAUCAAAGAGCUGCGAAGGAACAUGAUUAAAGAGCACCCUCGUAAACAUUAUCCAGACCCAAUCAAAGAACACUUGGGUUCAUGGGUCGCCGACGAACGCUUGUCGCGCAGGAAAAAAUUGCCUGCCAUUGAGGACAUUGCUUUAAGUGAAUUGAUACCUGGGACAGCGCGAAAAUUACGUGAUCGCAUCAAGAAUACGAAGAGAGCCCGGAAAGAAGAGCAGCUGCAGAAAAAGCAGCAACAAGAUGAGAUCCGGACGAGAAUCAAUGCAGCCGCAGAUCAUAGGUCUAAGGUAUCUAUUGAUAUUGCUGGUGCAGAGCGCCCAAGACGUCAAAGACUAGACACACUUAAUAGGGAGGCUAGAUCUUUCUUGUCAACUGUCCACUUAACGCGUGGUCGGCCUCUUCUGCCAAUGACGCGGGAUACUCAGCGAGCCAAGUCUCCCGCGCGUUCCGAUGCUUCUGACGAUAUUCCAUUGGCAAAUCUUCGGCCUCAGAAUUUCCAGCGCACCGCGCUGUUGGCGACUGGAGUGGACAAAGAAGUCCAGGAACUAUCUGCAGGCUCGGAAUUCGAAAGUGAGAAUGUUUCCAGUCCAGGCGCCGACCAGGAACCUCAAGCUGAGGGCCAAUCCUCGCCAGAGUGUGAUUCCAAACCGUUCAUGCAUGCUUUCCUUACCCCCAUGGUUUUUUUCAAUCCCUCUAAUGGUACUUUCUCUACCGAUUUCGACGUUUCCAAACCUGCAGAGAGAGCACGAAAAGGUUCGCACCGAGGUGUGAAACGAGUUAGAAUCGCGGACCCAAGUAACGAUCAACCCCGAAAGCGACAAUACCGGAGGAGAAUCAAUACAAAGUUUUCCGCAAUCCAAGAACGUAAUAUCAGAUCGAGAGUCGAUCCGACUCUCGUUGAUCGUUUGACAGGUCUAACUGGCGAUCCGAAGGGCCGGGCUUGGACGCCUCGGAAGAGAGGAUCUGAGAGAAAACCAUGGACUCGUGCAAAGCCCAUGUCCGAGUACAAAGAGCGGGCGCCAAAGAAGAGUACCGGGCUUCCUGGCCAAGCGGAGCGAUUCAAGAAAGUCAUCUGUACAUUAGUCAUUGCAUCUUGCAUGGCUGGCGAGGAGGGUGCUAUCGACUGGAAUAUCGUUACCAAGGUCUACGAAUCUGACAAACGAUUCGAUCUUCAGAAGACUAAAAAUCUGUGGGCGUGGGCACAGAAGAACAUGCCUGCCCAAAUACAGAAACUCUCUGAAUCAUUUCAGUCGAAAUUCCUUGCAGCGUAUGAAGCUGGACAAUGUGAAAGCAUUGAAGAUCCGGCAACCCACGACUGGGCUGCUUUGGUACGAUGGGCACUCAGAAAUUGCGACUACCCUGAACCUCCCAUUCCGAAAUCGAAAGAUGCACUAAGUGAUUUCCUCAUAAUCGAGUCAGACCACGAGGCUUUCGACCGUGUAGCCUUCAAUUCGAGGGUACUGUCAAGUGUUGCGCGGGCUCAGCGGCUGCUCAGAUAUGCUUAUGGUCUUCCUCUGCAUAACUCCAAUGGCCAAAAACCCAAAGUGGACGACGAUCUUCGUGCGCGCUCAUGGAUUCGUGCAAACACGGCGACACCGCAGGCUGGAUAUAAUGGUAAGGCUGCCCACGACAAAUUAUCGACACUGAAUACCCCCACCCUCGAGCAUGCCGUGGAUGAUCUCUUGAAUCAAGGCAUCAUCAAAGCCAAGAAACUCAAACGACUGUUGCCGGGUCGAAAUUACGAUUUCCCGGCGUCCCAUGCACUCCGAUACCGACGCACAUUCGAAUUAGACGAUUUCAUGGACGCAAGGGAUGGUAAGAAAAAGCUCGAUGAAGUUUUUGCGAACGAAGACCCCGAGAAGCGCGUGGCUUCUGUAUCUCGAACAGCUCUAAAUGGCGCAGUUAUGGCGCUUCUCUCCCUCGUCAGUGAAGGCCAGGUGAGAUUGGUACCGCAUCUACCUCCUGUGAACAAUACACUGCGAGCACCAGCUCCACGCAUCUCCGUGUGGGGUUUUAGGGAGGGUGACUACACCCAUCGUCGUAUUGACCGUGCCUGUUUUUUCUGGAAUAUUGAUAUCGUCCCUACGUCCACAUAUCAGUUCGGUAACCCCCUCAACCCAUCUGAUACGCCGAUGUCUGAGCCAAAUGUCGGUCCUUGGCUGCCAUUGAAGGAGCCCCCACUGCCAGGAAAGAAUGAUUUGAAGGCACCACUCCCAAUUUGGAGCACUAUCGAAGGAAAUGCAGUUAUCUGGCCCUGGUGGUACCGUCUUCUCAACGUUGUUCUACAGGCUAUGAUGUUCCAACCAGAAGUAUCCGCCGCCGAGAUACAAAGGCACUGCGUCGACUGUGCAGCCGAGCGGUUCGAGGUUGAUCUGGUUCUUCAAUGGCUAGUCUCUAUCGGCGCAGCAAGUCAAUCCGAAACUGGUUUCACAAUGAAGAACAAUGCAUGGGCUGUGUUUGGAGAACAGCUACUCGACCGAGGAAACGACUGGUUUGGAGAGCACGUCAAGCGGAAGAAGAACGUAGAGUUCCGGCAGUCGUGGAAGCUACUGUGGAAACCAGAACAGCCCGAAGGAGAACCAGAAGACCCUGACUCUGGAGCCGAUGAGAUUCAAAUCCCGAAGUUCAGAAUCAUCGCUGAGGAGAAUAGACUGCAGAGGCCUCACCGUGUUGACAGUCUCAGACAAGAUAGGAGCAAAGGUAAAGGCAAGGCCAAGGCCAAAGGAAAAGGCAAAGGCAAAGGCAAGGCCAAAGCGAGUGACAAAGCCACGCCGAAGAGUGACACCGAACUCCCUGGCUCAGCUGUGCAGCCAAUCCAACCCACGGAUGCUGGAGGGGACACAGAGAUGGUUGAUGCCGACGAUCGUCCCUCAGGGGAAGAUGUAGCCAUGACGGAUGCCAAUACCAACGAUGACCUUGACGCCGAAGGCGAGGUUGAUCUAGAUGCCGAGGGCGAAGUUGACCCAGAUGCCGACGGUGACUACGACCUCGAUGCCGAGGGCGAAGACGAUCCUGACGCUGAGGGCGAAAUCGAUGAUGAGAUGUAUUGAGUAACCCGUUUCGUUACUUCAAAUAGGAAAGGUAUAUGGAGGAUGAUAGGAAGGGAAAAUUUGUUCUCUUGCGAGAGUAUGAAAGGGGAGGGGAUUUGUUUUAUGUACCAUUAUACCCGUGGGGCAACGCUAUGAGCACGAUAUGUCGGUCGUUCAGACAUACUGUAAG
Messenger RNA from Aaosphaeria arxii CBS 175.79, 7714 nucleotides. RefSeq lists its product as uncharacterized. NCBI's taxonomy places the organism in Eukaryota, Fungi, Ascomycota, Dothideomycetes, Pleosporales. The record is from RefSeq and is a predicted model, not a curated record. Gene Ontology annotation, cellular component: transcription factor TFIIIC complex. Gene Ontology annotation, molecular function: DNA binding. The transcript is spliced from 3 exons. Gene Ontology annotation, biological process: 5S class rRNA transcription by RNA polymerase III; transcription initiation at RNA polymerase III promoter. Bases 1 to 7545 code for a protein of 2514 amino acids.